Messenger RNA from Penicillium vulpinum, 1626 nucleotides. RefSeq lists its product as uncharacterized. The record is from RefSeq and is a predicted model, not a curated record. The coding region runs from base 1 to 1626 and encodes 541 amino acids. The transcript has a single exon. Lineage: Eukaryota; Fungi; Ascomycota; Eurotiomycetes; Eurotiales; Aspergillaceae.
AUGCCGAAACACCCCCCACGAUCUAUAACGAGCGCCGGCAGCGAAUCGGUUCGGAGUAUACAACGAUCCUCCCCUGUCCAGGCAGAGCGCUCCGCCUCCAACUCUACAUCUUACACGGGAGACAACGAUGACACCGCGCUGCCGUCCAUGGAGUUUCACUCCUCCCCGCAGGCGAUGGCGCAUCGCCGAACAGGGAGCACCUUGAAAACAGUUAUGCGCAAGAUCUUCAACCGCAAAAGACAAAGUCAGGCCGGUGAAUUGGAAGAGAACCCAUAUGAAUCUAGCUUUGCGAUACCACCGAUGCGGAAAGCAGGACCAAUGAGAGGGAAAUCAUUGUUGGCUGUUCCACCUCCUCUGAAUUUAAAUUCACACCGGAAUAGUCCACUCUCGGCGGAAAACCUUCAGAUCGCAGAAACACAUCUGUCUCCGUUAUCUCCGCUAUCUUCAGCAACCCUUCGGGAUUCAAUGCCGGGUAGCAUGCAGCCACGCCGGAGACGUGCAACUCUUCCGAGCGUGGUUUUCUCAGAUGAUGAAUCUCGGUUUGCCGUCGCGUCAAUAGCAAUAUCAGAUCCGCAAGAGGAUAAUAGAAGCUAUAUGCCAGAGCGACGAUAUAGCAUGCUCUCUCGCCGGCUAUCGGUGAGCACAGAAGCUUUGCGCGAAAUGACAGAGAACCUGCCAGAGACCUUGGUCUCUUGGCCACAACGCACAUCAUCUGCCCCUGGGCCAUCCCCGGUUCUCGGCUCGCAUUCCCCACAACUAGACGAAAGCUCUAUUAGCGGGCAGUCGGGGAGACCCUCGUCAGGAACCACGGUAACUAGCGUGACGCGAAUUUCUGCCGCGCCGUCUUUGAUGGAAAGCGACCAGCACGCAGAACAAGCUAGCCUCGCGCCCAACGUCGCAAGUCUAGUCAACACAAUGCAGCAGGAUGACAGCGUCACCCUAGAACAGCGAUUGACCACACUAGAAGUGAAACUAAUCGACCUGGAAUUCGCAAUUGCCCGAAUGCAAACAAACAACACCGAACACACCGAAAAGCCAUCCCGCCCGCGACAUCCCCCUUCAACAGAAUCCUUCCCUUCAACCAUGCGUAACAAACAAUCUGCAUUGAUCUCCACAAGUGACCGUGACGACUCCCCAAGCCCCCUCCCAACAAUAUGCACCCGUCCCUCCAGCACAAGCACAAUCCGCCAAGACACAUUGACCUCCCGCACCCUCCGCCCCGCCCCAUCAGCUUCAUCUCUCUCAGACUACCACGGCGUUUCAAUCGAGCAAUACAGCACGCUAGUGACGCUUCUGCGCCGCGAACAAACAGCCCGCAGAAACCUGGAGACUCAAGUCGGCAGUCUGCGCGAUGAUAUCCGCGACCUGCAGCGUGCAGCGCUCGAGUCCAUGCAGUCAAACAUGGGAAUCAUACAGCCCGCACACGCGGAGUCGAGACAAUUCCUGCGCUUCCGUCGCGCGCUAGAUGACUCCGAUACUUCCACGGGGCUUAGACCAGAUGAUAAGACCACUGGUAUUGAGGAAACAGACUCCGAUUGGGAUCGGUCGGAUAUAUAUUCCCGUGAUGAUCCGUUCGGUCCUCCGAAGUGGGAGCGUCAGAGGGUUACAACUGUCCCUAUGAUUUGA